This is a messenger RNA of Pseudopodoces humilis (Tibetan ground-tit), 351 nucleotides long. RefSeq names its product ATP synthase membrane subunit k (gene ATP5MK). The record is from RefSeq and is a predicted model, not a curated record. Gene Ontology annotation, cellular component: proton-transporting ATP synthase complex. Lineage: Eukaryota; Metazoa; Chordata; Aves; Passeriformes; Paridae.
CCGGGGCCGCCAUCUUGUGGGAGGGCAGAGGCGAAGGGCAGAGCGCGGCGGAGACGGGGCGGCCGAGGACAAGCAGCCAUGGCUGGCCAUGACUCGGGAUCCCAACACCAGUUCACUGGAUUUCAGAAGUACUUCAAUUCCUAUACCAUCAUAGGCAGGAGAAAUUAUGUAAUAGCAACGUACACAGGUGUUGCACUCCUUGUCUUGUAUUUCAAGUUUAGGCCUAAGAAGCAAACACCUGCUGUGACAGCUAAGUAAAAGGUUCCUGGCAUGUCUGAACCUCCAGUCUGUGUCAAUGUAAUUAAUGCAAGCUGAUGACCUGUUGUGGCUAAUAAAAUAUAAAUAAUUACA